This is a messenger RNA of Olea europaea var. sylvestris, 1107 nucleotides long. RefSeq names its product protein NUCLEAR FUSION DEFECTIVE 6, chloroplastic/mitochondrial-like. The coding region runs from base 45 to 455 and encodes 136 amino acids. Gene Ontology annotation, cellular component: mitochondrion. The record is from RefSeq and is a predicted model, not a curated record. NCBI's taxonomy places the organism in Eukaryota, Viridiplantae, Streptophyta, Magnoliopsida, Lamiales, Oleaceae. The transcript has 4 exons.
UAAAAGAAAACGAAAUAAAAAAUAAAGAUUUUCUUUUCUUGAAAAUGGAAAGAGUAAAAGAAAAGGAAAAUGAAGGAAUCAUUGGCCCUACUCGAAAACCCCAACAAAACCCUACAUUUGUCAUCGGCACACAAGAUCUAUACCCACACUGUUUCACAAUGGCCGCUGUCGCUGCUAGGUCGUGCCUUCGUUCCGCCACCACAUCCGCCCGAAGCGCCGCUUCUAGGUUCUCGGCUGGAGCCAAGCCCAAAGCCGCUAGCUCUCCUUUUCGCACCUCAUCUCAAAGCCCCAUCACCGCUCGUAUUUUCAGGUCACCAGUGGAGUUGAGAAGCGUUAGCGCAGUAUCGAUGCUACCGUACCACACUGCAACUGCCUCUGCAUUGCUCACUUCCAUGCUAUCUGUUGCUCCUCGCUGCCACGCUUGGACCCUCGAAGGGCGAGAGAGGACUAGAUGAAGAUCAUAAAAGGAGGGUUGUGAUUACUGCUCAUUGGCUGACUUUCGGAUUGAAGAUUUCCAAAUUCUCCCCCUUUUCCUUUAGAUGAAUUUUUUUUUUUGUAUUUUCUUUUAUAAGAGAUCAUAACUUGGACUUGGAAACGUGAUGAUGUUUGUUUGCUUCUUGUGUGACUUUUAGCCGUCAUUGGCUAAACUAGUUACUAUUUCAGCUACUUCCCUUAAGAAAAUUUUUUCCUUGUAUUGUAGAUGGAUGAUUAUUAGAAUGUGUUGAGAUGCGCGGUGCAUUUCGUCAUAGUUCCAUGGAUGUCAGUGGACAUGUAAUACUACUGCCAGAGACGUUAUUCUGCUUUAUAGCAAUAAAGUUCAAUUGUUAAGCGAUGUUUGGAUAACCAUCUUCUAGUAGGUUACUCAUUUUUUGUUUGGCUGACGUUUUUUCUUGUAUAGCUCUUUUAAGUGGUUAUAUCUUGAAGUUUGGUUUAUUUGGACUACGUAGGCUUUUAUAACUUCACAAUUGUUCAAGGCGGUAUGCGAAAUCAUGCUGGUUUUAUAAGUGGUGUUCAGGUCUGUAGUCUGGAUUCAUUCAUGGUUUGAGGUUAUUGACAUUUAUUAUGGAGGAUUUUGCAAAGAGAUAAGUCUAGAAUCUUGAUCAGUUU